AUGGCCACACCAGCUGCAGAGAGGAUGAGACAGGUCCACCUCGGUCUUGCAUCCUCCCCCUGCCCUAUCGCCGCAGGACGGGAGGAGCACGCCGCGCACGAGGCGAUGCUGCUCGCCCGGUGUCCCGCCCGCGCCUGGCCGCACGCCUCGUACCGCGCGUCCUGCCCGCGUCCCGUGCUCCUCACCGGCGCGCACAUCCGGCACCUGAACGUGCUGCACGACGCGCUCGCCGCCGCCAUCGCCGACAUCGUGCCGCGGUGGUGGCGCGACCGGGACGCCGGGUUUCCGGAGCGCAUGCCGCUGCCCGCGGACGAGGAGGAGCUUCUCCAGUGGCUGGAUGAGCAGGAGGACGCCGGUCGUCUCGGGCCGUUCUCCUCCUGUCAGGGCUCCUGGCGGCCCGACUUCCUCGUCGAGGGGGAGGUGCGCGCGGACGGCAGCCUCGCCGAGAACUUUCGCAUCUCCGAGAUCAACGCGCGCUUCUGCUUCAACGGCUUCAUGCACGUCGCGCACGGUAGCGCCGCGCUGACGGACAUGGUCGGCGCCACGGCGGGUUCCGGCCUGGUCGCCGCGACCGACGGGGAGGAGCUCUUUGAAGGCCUGCUCGGGCUCUUCCGGCACGACCGCCCGAUCCACCUACUCAAGGGCGACGAGCCCGGCAUCGACAUCCACAUGUUCAUCGAAGCCGCCCGCGCGCGCCUCGGCGUCGCCCCGCGCCUCGUCCACCCGUCCUCCCUACGCCUCGCCCUCGACGCCCACGGCCGGGAAACCCUCUGCUGCCUAUCCGCCACCUCCCCCUCGUUGCGGACGGCCGCCGGCGAGGCGGUCGAGGAGAUGCACCAGGUGGGCGUGGAGCUGCGCCAGCGCGAGCUGCGCGCCCUCCCGCCCGCGAUCCGGCGGCACCUCGCCCUGCGGGGCGUCAACGACGCGCGCACCGCGCUGCUCGUGCACGACAAGCGCAUGCUGGGCGUGGUGCGGCAGGAGCUGGGCGCGCUGGUCGCCCGCGGCGCGCUGACCGCGGCGCAGGCCGCGCUGCUGGAGCGCGGCGUGGCGCACACCUUCCUCCCGGGCUCCCCGGAGCUGGACGACGCCCGGCUUCUUGAAGACCGGGCGGGGUACGUGCUGAAGCCGGUGCGCGGGGGCAAGGGCGUCGGCAUCCGCUUCGGCGAGGACAUGGACGAGGCCGCGUGGCGGGAGGCGCUCGCCAAGCUUCGGGGACGGCCGCGGCCGCCGGGUGACGACGACGAGGACGGUCGUGCGUGCGUGGUGCUGCAGAGACGCGUGAGGCAGCUGAGGUACGAGCUGGUGCUCGGGCGCGACGGCGAGGUCGUGCGGUACCCGCUGGUCGGCACGUACCACGUCGUCAACGGGCGGUGGCUGGGCAUCGGCAUCUGGCGCAGCAGCGGGGAGCGCGUGUGCGCUGUGUCCAGCGGGGGUUCGUGGAUGUGUUCGGUUGUGAGGUCGUGA
Messenger RNA from Cordyceps fumosorosea ARSEF 2679, 1464 nucleotides. RefSeq lists its product as hypothetical. Bases 1 to 1464 code for a protein of 487 amino acids. The record is from RefSeq and is a predicted model, not a curated record. NCBI's taxonomy places the organism in Eukaryota, Fungi, Ascomycota, Sordariomycetes, Hypocreales, Cordycipitaceae. The transcript has 3 exons.